Molecule: messenger RNA, 1363 nt
Organism: Lycium barbarum (goji berry)
Lineage: Eukaryota; Viridiplantae; Streptophyta; Magnoliopsida; Solanales; Solanaceae
Exons: 3
Coding region: 415-864 (149 amino acids)
Source: RefSeq, a predicted model, not a curated record
CCAUUUGACAGAACACACCUAGCAACCAUUUUUCAAGCACCCAACAACCAUCCCCUUUCACAUAUUCGCAUUGAGAACCAGAGAACCCCAUCCCUCUCUCCCAUUGUUUGCAACUCUUCUCCUUUUUUUGGCUCCAGUAUUUCACUUUACAUGUAGGACCCCUGGUCACAGUAUUAAUACUCUAUGUUGCUCGUACUCUUCAAAAAUGUUGUUGUACUCUUGUCGGAUUCUUAAAAGAUGCACUUCUUAUUUAGAUUGUAGGGGCAAGAUGCAUAAAUUUGUCAUUGAUUGGAAGGCAAUAAUGAUGUAAUUUAUUUUCUCUUCUUUUUGGUCUUACCUAUUUCAGAGUUACUGCAAUAGCUACUCUCUGAAAUAGCAUCCAAAGAAAAGGCAUCAAAAGAGAAUUGUAGUUCUAUGGAUAGGGCCUGCACUGUAGUAUGCUUCAAAUUUGUAUCAACAUCGGUACAUGGAGUUCUUGUCUUCUUUUUCCUGCACGGAUUUUUUGGGAUCAUACGACACUGCUCAUCCUUUAAUAGCAAUGAACCACACAUGGCUGGAUGUCAUAACUGUUGUUAUGGCUGGGGAAUGUGGGAUCUUUUCCCUGCGUCAAUGGAAGCAUGUUUUGCUCUGGUUGUUGUCUUUGUCGUCAUCCUUGCCAUUCUUGGCAUUGCAUAUAGUUUCCUUGCAGCCACAAUGGCCAUCCAGCGAUUCUGGCAAAGACACUACCACAUCCUAACCAAGAGAGAAUUACUUACGCAGUUGAACAUAGCAGAACGCCAUCGACGCGUGGCAACUGCGCAACGGAUGUCCCGAACCACCGGCCACGAUCAAACGGACAUACGGCCUCGAACAACCCGGUCAUGAAAGAACCGGACCAAAUGAUGCCCUUCCUUCGCUUCGGUCUAAGCGUUCCCCCGGUUCAGAACGGGAGUCUUCGUGCAUGCUCUUGUCCCUUUCUUCCCUCGGCCUUUGGUCUCACCAGUUUGACACAUACCCGAUUUUUACCGUAUACAAAUAUACUUCCUUUUUGAAAAAUGUUGCAGGAGUAUAUAGUGGUGGAUCUUCGUGGCUGUUACACUCCUCCAAAACUGGAUAUAGAGCACGAAGAACGUCUUAAAAUGCUUAACCUUUUAUAGAGGUGACAGCUGGAAAUCUUUCAAUUUCUACUAGUUACACACUCCAUCCCAUUGUGUUUGACAUCCUUUGGCUGGACAGGAUUCAAUAUUUCCGUUAAUUUUUUAUUAUAUAAGUAAUUGUAAAUACAGUGGAACAUUGAAUAUAUUUCUUCACAUUUUUGACGAUUAAUUAUAAGUUCCAGAAUACAGCUGGAAAUCUCACUUGCUACUAGUUACACUCCAGUUGA